Morchella importuna is the source of this 1131-nucleotide messenger RNA. RefSeq lists its product as uncharacterized. The record is from RefSeq and is a predicted model, not a curated record. The coding region runs from base 1 to 1131 and encodes 376 amino acids. Lineage: Eukaryota; Fungi; Ascomycota; Pezizomycetes; Pezizales; Morchellaceae. The transcript has 5 exons.
AUGAACAGGACUAUCAAUUGCGCAGAUUUUGCCAACAGACGAGAUGACCAAGUGUACUUCCAAAGCGUGCGAGAGGCUAGUGAAAACUGGAACGAAACUAUUGACCUCUGCGCGAAGGAGGUCUGCGGAGCCUUGUUGGGCGGGAGGGGAAAUGCUGAUAUAUCGGGCGUCGGAGUAUUGAUCGGCUACUUCGCACAGAAUGUUAUUGGGUUUGUCUUGACCGCCGUUAUCUUUACAUACUUCCUGCAAAAUCCGCCUAGUUCUCGGUCUAGAAGGUGGACGAAACACAUCACAUAUGUCAAGGGAGCUCUAGAAGCGUACCAGAGCUGUUCGAUCUUUUUCAGUGCCUCGAUCCAACUCGUUACUGUGAUAUUUCAUGCAAGGAAGGACUUCGGCGGAGGAAUCAAGAACAUAACGAUCAUAAGUGGCCACGAGAUUGAGAUUGGCUGGAGCGUCAGCCUUCUCAUAUUCGUUCCCUUGUUCUAUCAGUUCUCGAUUCCAGAUAGCUUUCUCAAACGGCGAGGUUUGAAUAUAGUAUUCGUCUCUUUGUGCGGACUAUUUCACCUGUACAUAUUCCUCUCACGGGUCUACGCCUUUUCCGCGCCCGAGCCUGUCGGAACGGUUGUCUCGCAACCAGAACUGGAUGCCCUUCAGGCAAGAUGCCGCCAGCCGGAGAGAACGCUCUCGAAUUACGAACGAAAGGUGUCAGCUAUCAUCUAUUUUACCGGCUCGUCGUUAUUAUUCCUAAUUCUCUUAUACAAAUCCACGGCCAUGACAAAGAAAGCGCUCCUAAGAUAUCAUGCACCUUACCACAGAAAGGCUCGGGGCUUUUUUUAUUUUGGAAUCCUUCCGCUGAUAGCGUUCAGCCAGAUCUGGUUCAUACUUCGAGUACGCAUGGAGCAGAAAGAAAUGGCAAAAUACCUAGGACUGGAUUUCUUAGAUGAUAAUUGGGGAUUUGGACAAAUAAUUGCUCUUCUUAUAUGGAUGCCAGUGGUAGUUGAGUAUCUGUACCAAUAUUACAGUGAUGUCGAACCAAGCCUGGGCGCAAACGUGGUUCCGUACCAACAAAACCAAUUUUCUAGCACUACGGUGGUGAUGGCGCCCCUGCAGUCACCCCGAACGCAAGGGUAA